Molecule: messenger RNA, 3258 nt
Organism: Periophthalmus magnuspinnatus
Lineage: Eukaryota; Metazoa; Chordata; Actinopteri; Gobiiformes; Gobiidae
Exons: 16
Coding region: 32-2386 (784 amino acids)
Source: RefSeq, a predicted model, not a curated record
AGACUUCGGUUAGACUGAGAUUUUGACACUUAUGGUAGAGUGUUCACAACGACGUGCGUUCGCAUUUAAGACCGUCACUUCCAACAAGUCCUACAUGUCACUAUGCUGGAUCCCCCUCCUUUCUGAGAUGCAUACACUGACGGUAUUGGUGAUACUACUCCAGGCCUUGGGUUUGGCUUGGCCUGCCUCCAUCAAGCCUCCUCUGGGGAUGACUGUCCACGUCGUGCCCCUCGACUCCACUCAAGGCCAAACUGUACGGGCCCACUUCGCUGCCAUCGUGUCUGGGAAGUCCUGCACGGUGACGGGGCUGUGUGAUACAGGAGAGGACUGUGUGGUGGAGAACAACACUGUGCCCUUCACUGGGAGCAAACCAAGCUCAGGCUGGUGCGCUGUUCACUGGCAGACAACCCUCCCAGCUAACUUCACGGGCAACAUCUCGCUAGGGUCUUCCACACAGAUGUAUGUGGCACUAAAGGCAGAUCCCAUGGUUCGGGCGAACAGCGGCAAACUCAACCAUCCAGGUUUUGUGGCCCUGCUCCCUCCCCUCAGGGCCCGGAAGAAUUGCCCUCACCACUUCCACCUGUCGGUCAGAGAUCUGGAUGGAGACAAGGUUCACUGUCGCUUUGCCAAAGAAGACCGAGGAGAGUGUUUGAACUGUACUCCUCACUCAUUUCUAGAGCUGGACCAGGAGAAUUGCAUGCUUUCGUUCACUGGUGAUGCUUCAGCUGGAGAGUAUUACAUUUACCUGAUGGCAGAAGACCUGGUACCUGCUCCUCUCACCGUGCAGACCACUCCGAGCCAGCCUAUGAGUGCUGUCCCGUUCAUCCUGUCGCUCACUGUUGAGCAGGGGAACCACAGCUGCAGUGCAGAGCCCGUGGCUUCAGCGAACAAUCCAGAGGAAAACUCUCUCUUCUACAUCCUCCCAUUCCACGAGAAGUCCUUCACCGCUAACUACGACUCAAACGAUGAGAGUGUGACGGAGAUCGCAGUCAUUGGGCCUCCGCAGCUUUACAGAACUGAAUUCCUCUCCGUGGGACCCAUCUCCUCUUUAAAUAUCGCCUGGGUGCGCUCUGAGAACAAGCUGGCACGUCUACUGCCCAUCUGCUUUGUGGCCAAUACCCAAAAUUUGCAGUCCGAGCCCAGAUGUGUGUGGCUGUACCAACGAGAAAUGAUUGCUCUUCCUACUGGAACAGUCUUGACUUGUGAAAAAACCGAGAUGUCCCUGGUCCUGCCCAUCGGCUCCUUCUCCAAAAUUAACAUCUCUGAACUGCAGCUCAACAGCCCCUCCUGCCCCGUCACUUACAACGACACUCACCUGACGGCACGGAUCCCACUGGAGGGCUGUGGCACCAAGGCUGUGCACACUGCUGGCGAGCUGAUCUACACCAACACAUUACAAACCGUGCGCACCUACAAUAAGGUCAUCCGCAGGCAACCCAUACUGGUGCUUCCCCUGGCCUGCCGCAUCCCCAGUGUCCUAGCCAAAGGCCCCAACUACAAAAUCGGCAUCCCCAAAGAGCAAGAAGUGUUUGGUACUGUUGAGUUUAAGCUGGAAUUCUACUUCCCGGGUCAAGGGCCUUUGGGAAAAUUCACCUCCAGCCCAGUGUUUCGUUAUGACAACCAGAGAGUGAGGCGAGAACUCCGAGCAGAGAGCACAUCUGCCACUACCAGCUCAGCAAACAACACCUCUUCUAGUUCUUCCAGUGUUACAUCUGCCCCCGAAGCCUCAAACACCACAAUCAGUUCUUCCUCUAAUAGUACUGCAACUAAUACUUCAUCCGUCACCUCUGCAAGCAACUCUAGUGCUGCUGCUGCCACUACGACCUCGCAAAUCGGCAGCAAAAUCGAUACCCUGGACCUGUAUGUGACAUCGAACUGCAGUAUAGCUCGGGCAGAGAUUCUGGUGAGCAGCUGUUCAGAGUCCGAAACGGAGGACUUUGCAGUGUCCCACCCUCUCCUGGAUCAAGGGUGUACAGCCUCUGCAGGUGCCUUAGAGGUGGUCACAUCAUCUACUGGAACUAAAAUCUACCGCUUGGAUCUAAGUGACCUAAAAUCCACAGGAUCCACAAUGUAUGUGGAGUGCACGGUGAACCUGUGCAUCACCACUAUGCCCUCUGCCAAAUGCCCUGACCUGUGCAAGACCAAGCUCACCCGCAGCGCCAUGAUCAACAACGUGUUCAGCAGCUCCUACACCAUCAAGUCCCCUGCUGUUAGCCUCGUGGUCACCCGCGCCCCACCCAUCACUAAUGCCACCAUUCCCCAAACCACUACUACUACCACCACUACCGCAGCUCCCACAACUUCUCAUGCACCAGAAAAAGCACCGUCUUUGGCUGUGGGCGUCAUAGUGGCUCUUGUAUGUGUUAUUUGUCAACCCUUCCUCUGAAUACGUCUUGAGGACGAGGAAAAGAAACUUCUACAUAACUCUUUGUUUACUUAUAUAGAUAUCAAUUUAAUAGACAUCAAUUUAAAAAAAUCAUAUAUGUUGUGGCAUUUUUAUUUAUUGCCGUAUGACUAAGAUAAGUGAACCUUCAUUUGUCCCACAAUGGGGACAUUCUAGUGUUACAGCACACAGUUUAAGUACAGCAGAGAAUAGAAAUACUCAAAAUCAAGAUAAAUAAAUAUUGCUAAAUAAACUUAACACAACAUUGUGCAAGUAAAGUAAAAUAAAAUAAAGUCCCAUGGCACUGUUAUGUACUGCUAUGACUAGGGAUGCACUGAUACAAUACUGAACAUAUUGAUGGAUAUCAGAUAGCGGUUCAGUCAAUAUCUCAUUUUGGUCUAUAAACUGGUGUAAUAAGAUUAUUGACUGAUCAGUGUUGGCCCAAAACACUUAUUGAACUUGUAUUUUUUCAAAGUUGUUCUUUAGUUACUUGAAAUUAUGUUACAACACAUAUCUAGGUCAUAUUUAAACAUAUGCCAUUUAUGCUCAAAGAAAAAAAAACCUAUCAGUUAAUUUUCAGUCUCGGCCCUCGUGCUGGUUGAUAUUGGGUAUUGACAGAUGCUUAAAGCCAAAGUAUCGGCAUCGGUACUGGAACAGAAAAAGCUGAAUCGAUGCACCCCUGGUUAUGACUGAUAUAAAAUGCGGCAAGAUUUUCUAGUGCUACCGAGUGCCUUUCUCAAAAUCCACAUCUGAAAUGAUAUAUGAGAAAUAGAUAUUUUAAAUGUUUACUUUUUACAAGGUCAGAUGAAGGCAAAUGUAACCUUUACUACUUCAAAUGCUUUAUAUUUUAUGAAAAUAAAACGACAUUAAACAUG